Messenger RNA from Pantherophis guttatus, 3053 nucleotides. It is a transcript of the gene ASB8, whose product is annotated as ankyrin repeat and SOCS box containing 8. Gene Ontology annotation, biological process: intracellular signal transduction. The record is from RefSeq and is a predicted model, not a curated record. Gene Ontology annotation, molecular function: protein binding. NCBI's taxonomy places the organism in Eukaryota, Metazoa, Chordata, Lepidosauria, Squamata, Colubridae.
AGAGGAAGGGAUGGAUCGGCGCGACAACUUGUUGGCGCGUGUCGGUGGGUUUCGGGAAGUCGGUCGCUCUAGCUGCCCACUGUCCCUGAUUUCCGGUCGCUGAGGGUCCAACUUCCGAGCAGCCGAGAGGCGCGCGGGCACGUCGGCGCCAAGUCGGCAACUCGGAGCAUGUAAAGUAACCAAGGAAACUGAACUCCAGUAUGUGGUAUAUUAUGCAGAGCAUCCAGAGUAAAUAUUCUUUGUCAGAGCGCUUGAUCCGAACUAUAGCAGCCAUCCGAUCUUUCCCGCAUGACAAUGUUGAAGACCUAAUACGAAGGGGAGCAGAUGUCAACUGUAUGCAUGGUACGCUGAAACCAUUGCACUGUGCUUGCAUGGUGGCUGAUGCAGAUUGCAUUGAGCUGUUGUUGGAAAAAGGAGCUCAGGUCAACGCCCUUGAUGGCUACAAUCGAACAGCCCUUCAUUAUGCAGCUGAAAAGGAUGAGACCUGUGUGGAGAUCCUUUUGGAAUAUGGGGCAAAUCCCAAUGCAUUGGAUGGCAAUAAGGACACCCCACUGCACUGGGCUGCCUUUAAAAACAAUGCCGAAUGUGUCCGAACACUUUUGGAAAGCGGGGCCUUUGUCAAUGCUCUGGAUUAUAAUAACGACACCCCUCUGAGCUGGGCAGCAAUGAAGGGCAACCUGGAGAGCGUCAGCAUCCUCCUGGAAUACGGAGCUGAAGUCCGGAUAGUCAAUAUGAAGGGGCAGACCCCAAUUUCAAGGUUAGUUGCCCUGCUGGUCAGAGGACUUGGCACCGAAAGGGAAGAUUCCUGCUUCGAUCUCCUUCACAGAGCCGUUGGACACUUCGAAUUGAGGAAAAAUGGUGCGAUGCCACGCGAGGUUAUGCGAGAUCAGCAGCUUUGUGAAAAGCUUACCACGCUAUGCUCUGUCCCAGGCACAUUAAAGACGCUCUCGCGUUAUGCUGUGCGCCACAGCCUGGGUAUGCAGUUCCUACCAGACGCAGUGAAGGAACUGCCUCUGCCAGAAUCUUUGAAAGAAUAUGUCUUGCUUAAAUGAUGGCUUCCUCUUUCUUUUUUUUAAAAUAGGAUUGUAUUAACCAGCACAUUGGUGAUGCACAGUGGACCUGGCAUUUCAUCUUGGCGGUGGUAGCAUCGGCACAAAAUAAUUUUACAGAUGUAGCUCCAGGAGUCAGCUGGGGUGACAUCUGUGUUUUGUCCAGUGUUUUCCCUUAGCUUCUCCAUUUGCUAUAGUAUCCUUCUGACCUUUCUUUAAUGAAGGAGAGAGGCUAGGAAAGGACUUCUGGUUUCUUAUGGCCAAAAGACCCAAGUGAAACAAGCCUACGUUCCACCUCCUGAAAAAGACCACUUCCUAAAUUCAGGAUUUGACUUCUGUUCUCUGUGAAACAUUCACAGAGCCGGUUGUCUCCUAGCACCAAAAAACAAAUUGAUGUGGCUGAAGAAUGGAAACAUUUUACAUAUUUUAUUCACUGCUUUAAAGCUUUCCAGAAUGUUCUUUCAACUUCCUGUACUUUGCAGCUCCAGACAAUGCUACUAGGCUCAUAUUGAGCCUAGCAGCAAUGGAACUAUCUAAUAUAGUCAGUUUCUGAUUUGCCAGCACAUUCUUUAUUAUUGUACAGUUCUAGUGUGCCCAAGCAAAGAAAUGGCAAAGAAAGUAUUCAUUUUUUAAAAAAGUUUAAGACAUCUUUCAAAUGUUUCAAUGGGUUUCCCCAUUGGACACAAGUUAAAAUACACUUUUCUUGCCAUGUAAUUAUGAUUGUAAUUCUCUUGUGGCAAGCUUCUGUUGCUUCCAUUGCCUUGAUCUGUUUUAAUCAAAAUGAAAAAUUGGGGGAGGGGGGACAAGUCGAAUUUAUUAAGGUCUAUAUCUGCCAUUUCUUUAAAGGUCGAUCAGUGUAAAGUUGUAGACACGUAAAAUUGCAUAUGUGUUUCUUUCACAAAUAAUUCUCUUGGUUCGGACAAAUGAAGCAGCAUCCUUAUGAAUGCAGGAGAGCUGAGAAUACGCCCCAAUUACCCCCUUUAGACAUUUGGAGCUUUAAGUGCCAAGAGACUCACUGAGCAAGUCCAAUGGCCUGGGUGUGUGGGCAUUGUAAUUACAACCACUGUUUUAUCUGCUAUUCAGUUUCAGAAAUGGAAUUAUAAUUUCUGACCAUAAGCCUUUUUUUGGGGGGUGGGGUGGGGGGGCUAUUCUCCCAAGAUUGGAGUAUUGGCUGUCACAUCGAUUGCUGGAGUGUCUCCUAUCUGCUCAGGAUAAUAUCCUUGCUUCUGUUUUGAAGAAAGGAAGAUGGGAAUUAGAACCCUUAACAGCCAUCUUGAAAAUUAGCCAAUGUGGGAAUAAACUAUAUUAAUUGUUGAAAUACAUUCUAUGAUUCUGGACUGUGGAAUCUACUAGAUGUGAACAGAGUCAUCAUUCUCUUCUUGAUGUGUUUCCUUUCUUAUUGCUUGGGCAAAUUAACAAUACUAGAAUGCCACAGCCUACACCUUUCAUACAGAAAUAGGGAAGUGAAAAAAUAUUUUCUACAUAGAACAUCUGCAUUUGGAUAGUCAGUCACCACAGCUGAAAUAUGUGUUUUUGAAGUCUAGGUCCGUAUUCUGAACAAAACGAGUCUUGUUUUAUUCAAUACAAGAGUUGGAACACAACCACUUGUAGAAGGAGAGGAGAAAGGAAGCAAAGUGUAACUAUCUUGCUUCUUUGCCUCAAGAAAUCCCUCUAGGAUUCAGAUUUUGGUUUAACCAAAACCCAGAAGCACCACUUUUCAGAUUUUCUGUUGAACUGGAGCUGGACUAAGAUGAUUUGGGAAACAUUUCAAAACAAUUUUGUUCUUUGUUUCACGCAUACAACCCUCCCCCAAAUUCCAAAGGAAUAAUUCAGUAUGAGAUGGUUCUGUUUCCCCCUGCUAUGUCUUCUGCUUCAUAUAGAUCUGGACCUGCUUACAAGAAAAAUCAUGUUGUAAGCUCAAAGUGCUCUUUUUGAAGUGCUUGGUUGUGGAGGAACGCUUGUUCAGUGCGCAGAUGACUUGAUAUUAAAAGCUUGUUGAUUAAA